CUGCAAAUGGAUGUAAACAGGCUGAACGUGACCUUGCUUCAGAUAUUCCGCCAAGGAGUGGCUGCGGCAUUAGGAGUCUCCGCCCAGCAAGUCCACAUCAAUCGCCUCCUUGAAAAGAAGAACAGUGUUGAACUAUUUGUGUCUCCCGUAAGCCAGAAAGCAGGCGUCUCCGAGGCUCUGCCCUCUGAGGAAGUGCUGCGCUCGCUUAAUAUCAAUGUUUUGCAUCAAAGUUUAUCUCAGUUUGGAAUUACGGAAGUCUCCCCUGAGAAAAAUGUUUUACAAGGGCAGCAUGAAGCGGACAAAAUCUGGAGCAAAGAAGGAUUUUAUGCUGUUGUCAUUUUUCUCAGCAUCUUUAUUAUUAUAGUAACGUGUUUGAUGAUUCUUUACAGAAUAAAAGAAAGGUUUCAGCUUUCCCUGAGACAAGAUAAGGAGAAAAAUCAGGAGAUCCAUCUGUCACCCAUCCCGUUACAGCCGGCGCAGUCUGAGGCGAAGACGGUCAACAGCAUGGUCCAGCCUGAGCGGCCCCCGAGGGUACUGACUGUGGCCGUGGACCCUCAAGGCCGGUACGCUCCUGAGAUCAAAGCCACCGCCUCUGUCUGCCCUUCUCCUUUGAGAAUGAAGCCCAUAGGACUUCAGGAGAGACGAGGAUCCAACGUAUCUCUUACAUUGGACAUGAGCAGCUUGGGGAACAUCGAACCCUUUGUGGCUAUACCAACCCCACGGGAGAAGGUAGCAAUGGAGUAUCUGCAGUCAGCCAGCCGAAUUAUCACAAGGUCACAGCUGAGGGACGUUGUGGCAAGUUCACAUUUACUCCAAAGUGAAUUCAUGGAAAUACCAAUGAACUUUGUGGAUCCAAAAGAAAUUGACAUUCCACGUCAUGGAACUAAAAAUCGCUAUAAGACCAUUUUGCCAAAUCCCCUCAGCAGAGUGUGCUUAAGACCAAAGACUGUGACUGAUUCUCUGAGCACCUACAUUAAUGCUAAUUAUAUUAGGGGCUACAGAGGCGAAGAGAAAGCAUUCAUCGCCACGCAGGGCCCCAUGAUCAACACCGUGAAUGAUUUCUGGCAGAUGGUUUGGCAGGAGGACAGUCCCGUGAUUGUUAUGAUCACAAAACUCAAAGAAAAAAAUGAGAAAUGCGUGCUCUACUGGCCAGAAAAGAGGGGCAUAUACGGGAAAGUCGAGGUUCUGGUCGCCAGCGUAAAUGAAUGUGACAGCUACACCGUUCGAAACCUUGUCUUAAAGCAAGGAAGUCACACCCAACAUGUGAAGCAUUACUGGUACACCUCGUGGCCCGACCACAAGACUCCAGACAGUGCCCAGCCCCUUCUUCAGCUCAUGCUGGAUGUAGAAGAAGACAGACUUGCUUCCUCGGGCCGAGGGCCUGUGGUUGUCCACUGCAGUGCGGGGAUAGGUAGGACGGGGUGUUUCAUCGCCACGUCCAUUGGCUGUCAACAGCUAAAAGAAGAAGGAACUGUCGACGCGCUCAGCAUUGUCUGCCAGCUUCGAGUAGACAGGGGCGGCAUGGUCCAGACCAGUGAGCAGUAUGAGUUUGUGCACCACGCUCUCUGUCUGUACGAGAGCCGGCUUUCGGCAGAAACUGUCCAGUGAUUCUCUGAAGAUUCGCCCGACCCUCCAUCUCUGGGGGUGAUGAAUCAAUUAUCCACCUGAGGCUUCUAGAAGGAGUUUCCUGCGGUGGAAGGAAGGAGAAGUCCCGACGCCACACUGCAGCACGGACUGUGGAA
Messenger RNA from Ceratotherium simum simum (southern white rhinoceros), 1742 nucleotides. RefSeq names its product protein tyrosine phosphatase receptor type R (gene PTPRR). Gene Ontology annotation, molecular function: protein tyrosine phosphatase activity; protein kinase binding. The record is from RefSeq and is a predicted model, not a curated record. Lineage: Eukaryota; Metazoa; Chordata; Mammalia; Perissodactyla; Rhinocerotidae. Gene Ontology annotation, cellular component: plasma membrane; cell junction; cytosol. Gene Ontology annotation, biological process: signal transduction; protein dephosphorylation.